UGCCAUUACACACAGAAGGUCUAAUUACUGGACUUUGUGCUGGUGCAGGCUACACGUGAGUCGGAAGCUGUUCCCUACCGGAGGCGCGCGUGCGCUCUAACCACAGCACCGACGGCUUUGCGAAGUGGCAGCUCAGGGAACUCUAGACAUCAGUGUGAAGCGCAGCUCAACUGGAGGACACGCACCGUGCAUCAUCUCCCCCAGCCGUCCGUCCGUCUGUGGGUCGUGGAAUAACAAACAUUCCCCAAAGAGGCAGAAGAGCGGGAGAAGCAGAGCAGGAGAGAGGUGAUGGAUGAAAGGAUACCGCAUUUACAGGACAGACAGUUCAUGGAGCACGCGGAAUUCUUAGGGGUGGAUUAUCCCUCUCUGUACAUGUGCAAAUCCAAAAGAGGAAUAAAGCGAGAGGAUGGAGGAAAGGACGCGUACAAGUUACCACACCGGUUGAUAGAGAAGAAGAGGAGAGACAGGAUCAACGAAUGUAUCGGCCAGCUGAAGGAUUUGUUACCCGAACAUUUGAAGCUGUCGACGCUCGGGCAUUUGGAGAAAGCAGUGGUCCUGGAGUUAACACUGAAACAUCUGAACGCUCUGACUGCUGUCACCGAGCAGCAGCACCAGAAGAUCAUUGCUCUGCAGAAUGGGGACCGGUCGAUGAAAUCCUCCAUCCAUGCAGACCUGGACGCGUUCCACUCCGGGUUCCAGGCCUGUGCCAAAGAGGUCCUGCAGUAUCUCAGUCAGUUUGAGAACUGGACGACACGAGAGCAGAGGUGCGCGCAGCUCAUCGGCCACCUUCACAAGGUGCUGGCGCAGUUCCAGCCUGGCGCGCCACCACUCCAGCACCAGCUCUCCGCAGGGGACUCACAGAACGGACAGAAAGCAGACAGCCAAGCGAACUGCGUCCCGGUCAUCCAGAGGACCCAGGGCGGGGAGCUUAACGAGAAUGACACGGACACGGACAGUGGAUACGGAGGGGAGGCAGAAAAGAGUGAGGCUAAAGACAAAGAAUGUGAGCGCAAUAAGGCGCAGCAGGGACAUAAAGCAGUGAAGAUCAAGCAGGAGUUUGGAGACGAUCGAGCUGCCAAGAAACCAAAAAUGAACUGGCCUGGGAGUGGGACACGCGGAACGGACCCCAGCAGACCUGACGUGGCGUUUAUGAACUCUUUAAUGGGAAUAAACAGCGUGGGACAGCAGACACCGAUCUGCAUGCCUUUCUACUUCAUCAACCCCUCAGCCGCGGCUUCGUAUAUGCCUUUUUUCGACAAAAGCAACAUUGAGAAGUACAUGUACCCCGCGGCUGCCGCUCUCGCCUCUCCUUUCCCCUGGCUUUACCCCGCACACGCGUCAGCAGCGGCGGCCGCGGCUGCCGCUGCCGCCUUCCCCGGCUUGUCUGCGCACUUUGGAGCCUCCCCUCAGCCUAAGGACUCCCACAGUCCAGACAGCGACGAGUCACGCGAGGCUGAGACAGGCUCACCUGAGGAGCGCGAGGAAAGUCCCGCGAGUGACGGCGGGGAGGGUGACGUAGCUGAAACGUCCCAGGAGAGCAACAACAGUUCACAUGAUCAGCUUUCUGCUUGUUCAACGAGCUAAUUUGUCUGUGUUACCUUUCCGUGCAUUCUGCUGAGGAGUUUAUGUGUUUAUUUUUGAAAAGAUUAGGCAUAAACGAGCUCUCACUGAGGAGUUUCUCAUGUACAAAAUCUUGGCGUAUGGGGACAGUUGUGACGGCGCGUGCCUUUUGCACUUAAGCUAGUUCAAUCAAGCUAAAACGACAAUGAUUGACGUUAACACGCGGUUGUGCUGUGUUGGAGUCAGUUUUUUUAUCCUCUUUGAUAGCCUAAAAGUAUUUUGAAAUGGCAACGUUGUGCCAAAACUUUAAGAACUACAACAGUUUCCAAAUCAGCGAGCCUCUUUGGAUGUAUGACGUUGCAACUGACCUCUGCCAAGGUUAAAUAGAGCCUGGCCAACUGACUGUAAAUAUACAGGCUGAUUCAUGAACAUGUAAAUGUGCACUAACUGGGCUUAUUAAAGAAGUGCAACGCCCACAGUACCUCAUCCCCAUGGGAGGCACUUUACUGCUGUGUUGUCCCUCCUGACAAGAAAUGAAUGGUACCCCUCCUAUAAACAAACACACACACACACACACAUACCUGACACAAAAUCAGACACUUCAACAUAAACGCAUUUAUAACAAAGAAAGAAUGGGAGAGUUGUUUCCUUGAUGCCUGAGUUUACUCUGGUUCCCUUUACUUGUUUGGUCUCGUGAGGAAGGAAAAAUAAUCACUGAAGUCUUUAGAGUGAAAGUAGAAAUCCUGCAUUCAAAGGGGGCUGCUCGACCAGCACUUUGUUUGUCUCCUGAAUGCAGCAUUUCAGCACAGAGGUGAAGUGACCUGUGACUCCUGUACCUCCAGGAAAAAAGCAUUGUAGGAUAGCACCUUAUUGAUCUUUGAUAUUGAAUGUACCUGUAUUUUCCCAGCUGUUAAAGUUUGUAUGUAAGAUCUUUACUCUUUGAGACGUAAAGUGCACUUUUCUGCUUUUUCUCUCUCCCAAUGUCACCUUGUCAUUUUUUAAAAGUCAAUCACUGUAGUUCUAUUUGAACCCUUUUACUGUGCUGAGUUGUCUCCAAAUAAAAAACUUCCUUUGAACAGAGGGAGCAGAGACACCACAGUUUGUAUGAGUAGAGUGGUAGGCUAAUUGUGUAAAUGCCCAUACUGACAAAACACUGGUUAUUUCUAACUCUUUUAAGGUAAAAUUAUUCAAACAAUAAUCAGGUUUGGCAACUUGUCAGACUAUCCUUCAUUCUGUUCUGUAAAACCUUACUUUACACUUUGACAAAGGUGGUCAGCUGGCCAUCAGUCUGGUCGUUUUCGGCCCUUAACUUUGUCUAGGCCUGUUUUCCAAGAGAUUAAUUCCUGCAAGUGUCGUGUUGUUCAGCUUUCACAUGUGACUGACUAAACAGAUGAUUUUCAUUGUAUUUUGCAUACAUGACAUUGCUUUUGUAGAUUUAUUCUGCUGGUUUUUGCCUCAAAUCUGUUUUCAGCUGUUCUAUGAAGUGGCAUGUGCGUCUGUAAAUAGGUUUUUGUGAAUAUACCAUAAAGUAUACAUGUCUUUGUCAAUGUUGUAGAAGUUUAUGGAUUUUUUUAAAGAUCAAACUGAGCAACUGUUGCACACUUCGUUAAUGCUUUACACAUAUGCUGUUCUAAAUUAUUGCUGAUGAGUUGUAAA
Molecule: messenger RNA, 3216 nt
Organism: Cheilinus undulatus (humphead wrasse)
Lineage: Eukaryota; Metazoa; Chordata; Actinopteri; Labriformes; Labridae
Gene: bhlhe41
Product: basic helix-loop-helix family, member e41
Exons: 5
Coding region: 289-1584 (431 amino acids)
Biological process (GO): circadian regulation of gene expression; regulation of neurogenesis; anterior/posterior pattern specification
Cellular component (GO): nucleus
Molecular function (GO): DNA-binding transcription factor activity, RNA polymerase II-specific; protein dimerization activity; RNA polymerase II cis-regulatory region sequence-specific DNA binding
Source: RefSeq, a predicted model, not a curated record